AUUGGACAAAAUCCACCGAAAACGAACGUCGAUGCUCAUCGGCCAAAAGAACUCGCCCCAAGCGUCGUCCACUCCUGCGAGCACGGAAAGUCAAUGGCGGAAGCUUCUAGAACCUCCGAGGCGCGCCGCGACGCCGUGUUCGCGCGGUGGGUGAUUUUCUCGCCGGCGCGCUCCCGUCGCCCCACCGACCUCAAGUCCCACGGCCCGGCAAACCCUAGCCCCGGCCCCGACGAUGGCGCCCCCAAGCCGUCCUGCCCCUUCUGCCUCGGCCGCGAGUCCGAGUGCGCGCCGGAGAUAUUCCGCGUGCCGCCUCCCGACGCGUCGCCGCCGUGGCGGAUCCGCGUGAUCGAGAACCUCUUCCCAGCGCUGCGGCGCGAGGCGGCGCCGCCCGCACCGGAGGACGAGGAGCCCGUCGGCGCGGGGGAAUGCGCCGUGAGGGGGUUCGGGUUCCAUGACGUGGUCAUCGAGACGCCGCACCAUGAAGUCCGGCUCUGGGAUCUGGACGCGGAGGGGGUCCGCGACGUCCUGCUUGCGUACGCGCGUCGGGUGCAGCAGCUGGCCGAGCACCCAGCGGUGAAGUAUGUUCAGGUGUUCAAGAACCAGGGGGCAUCUGCCGGAGCUUCAAUGGCACACUCACACAGCCAGAUGUUGGGAACUCCUUUUGUCCCUCCAUCUGUUACCUCCCGGCUUAACUGCAUGAAGGAGGUCUUCGAGAGGUCAGGAAAGUGCAGCCUCUGUGUGGUUCCGUCCAAGGAUAUCUUGGUCAGUGAGACGCACAAUUUUUCUGCAUUUGUCCCUUUUGCAGCUUCUUAUCCAUUUGAGAUAUGGAUCGUUCCGCGGCAACAUAGCUCCUACUUCCAUGAAACAGAUCAGGAUAAGGUAUUGGAUCUUGCGGGUCUGUUGAAAAGCAUGCUUCAUAAGUUGUGUAAGCAACUCAAUGAUCCCCCAUUCAACUAUAUGAUCCACAGCGCACCGUUUGGACUCUCCUCAUCUUGUCUACCUUACACGCACUGGUUCCUCCAAAUAGUGCCACAGUUGAGUGUAAUCGGUGGAUUCGAGAUGGGAAGCGGGUGCCACAUAAACCCAGUUUUCCCUGAAGACGCUGCAAAAAUUCUGAGGGAAAUCGACGGCUCAGUAUAGUUCGGUACUUACAUGUGAUUUGUUUCUCAGUCAUGUAAAAAGGAAGUUUGUAUGUCGCUAAUAAUCUGAGUGGACUGUUAACUUUACGUACUGCUGAGAAUUUGAUCAAACCUGGAAGUUUUAACCUUACUAACGUUAUUCUGUUACCUGGAA
Aegilops tauschii subsp. strangulata is the source of this 1293-nucleotide messenger RNA. Its product is annotated as ADP-glucose phosphorylase. The record is from RefSeq and is a predicted model, not a curated record. Gene Ontology annotation, molecular function: UDP-glucose:hexose-1-phosphate uridylyltransferase activity; zinc ion binding. Gene Ontology annotation, biological process: galactose metabolic process. Lineage: Eukaryota; Viridiplantae; Streptophyta; Magnoliopsida; Poales; Poaceae.